Molecule: messenger RNA, 2296 nt
Organism: Cydia pomonella (codling moth)
Lineage: Eukaryota; Metazoa; Arthropoda; Insecta; Lepidoptera; Tortricidae
Gene: bsk
Product: stress-activated protein kinase JNK
Exons: 14
Coding region: 608-1753 (381 amino acids)
Biological process (GO): JNK cascade; protein phosphorylation
Cellular component (GO): cytoplasm; nucleus
Molecular function (GO): ATP binding; JUN kinase activity
Source: RefSeq, a predicted model, not a curated record
AAUAUUAAUUACUAAAGUAUAGUAUGGCAAUAAUUGAAUACAAGUGUCAAAAGCCGUCAUUUGGAUGGCUGUAAUUUAGUUCUUUAAAAAUAUUGAAUAAUCGAAGUUUUAUUUCAUUAUACGUCUUGAGAACGUCAUAUCAGUGGUUAUCCUGAAGAUUCGAGCCGAGACAGUUACCCAGGAAACAGUGGAAUCCUGAACCAAACCAGUUACUGAUUUGAAUAAUCACGGUGAUCAAAAGUGGUUGUGUGUACCGAAAGUAAAUAAACAAAAUGACAACGUGUAACUUAUGACGUAAUCAUCUCUGAAGUCUUCCCCGCCCAAGACUGAGCCUGUGAUAGUCGCCGACCGACAAUAAUAGUUACCAGUAUAUGGAUACACGUUGUAUAACUAAACUUCUGUAAAUCUCGGUGGUCGAUGCCCGGUAGGACGGCGAACGGGCCAACCGUCAUGUCGGCCCCGGCGCGACACCCCCACUUCUACACCGUCGAGGUCGGCGACACGAGGUUCACCAUCCUCAAGCGCUACCAGAACCUCAAACCUAUCGGCUCAGGAGCGCAGGGCAUUGUCUGCUGAUCGUGCUCGAGUAUAACAAAUAGUUAUAGCCAUGGUUCAGUAUUACGCGGUGUCGCUCGGCGACGUGGUGUUCAAGAUACCCACGCGUUACACGGAGCUAGUACGGCACGGCGCGGGCGCACAGGGGAUAGUUUGCGCCGCAUACGACACGGUGACGCAACAGAAUGUGGCGAUCAAGAAGCUGUCGCGCCCCUUCCAGAACGUCACGCACGCCAAGCGUGCCUACAGGGAGUUCAAGCUCAUGAAACUUGUUAAUCAUAAAAACAUAAUCGGCCUCCUAAAUGCUUUCACACCCCAGAAGAGCCUGGAAGAGUUCCAGGACGUGUACCUGGUGAUGGAGCUGAUGGACGCCAACCUGUGCCAGGUCAUCCAGAUGGACCUGGACCACGAGCGGAUGAGCUAUCUGCUCUACCAGAUGCUGUGCGGCAUCAAGCACUUGCAUCUUGCCGGGAUCAUUCACAGGGAUCUGAAGCCGUCAAACAUCGUGGUAAAAAGCGACUGCACUCUGAAAAUCUUGGACUUCGGGCUGGCGCGCACGGCCGGCACCACGUUCAUGAUGACGCCGUACGUCGUCACGCGCUACUACCGCGCGCCCGAGGUGAUUUUAGGCAUGGGCUACACAGAGAACGUGGACAUCUGGUCGGUGGGCUGCAUCAUGGGCGAGAUGAUCCGCGGCGGCGUCCUCUUCCCGGGGACAGACCACAUCGACCAGUGGAACAAAAUCAUAGAGCAAUUGGGCACGCCUUCAGCUGCAUUCAUGGCGCGCCUGCAGCCAACAGUGCGGAACUACGUGGAGAACCGUCCGCGCUACGCCGGCUACUCCUUCGAGAGGCUCUUCCCCGACAUACUGUUCCCGUCCGACAGCAACGAGCACAACCGGCUCAAGGCGUCGCAAGCGCGCGAUCUGCUCUCGCGCAUGUUGGUGAUCGACCCGGAGCGACGCAUCUCUGUCGACGAGGCGUUACUGCAUCCAUACAUCAACGUGUGGUACGACGAGGGAGAGGUCAACGCGCCGGCGCCAGCGUCGUACGACCAUUCCGUGGACGAGCGCGAGCACACGGUGGAGCAGUGGAAGCAGCUCAUCUACCAGGAGGUGGUGGAGUACGCCGCGCCGCCGCCGCCGCCGCCGCCCGGACACCCGCCGCCCGACCACGCGCAGCCCGCGCUCACCACAUAGGUACCCGCACCACACUGCUACACACGCGCCCACCACAUAGGUACCCGCACCACACUGCUACACACGCGCCCACCACAUAGGUACCCGCACCACACUGCUACACACGCGCCCACCACAUAGGUACCCGCACCACACUGCUACACACGCGCCCACCACAUAGGUACCCGCACCACACUGCUACACACGCGCCCACCACAUAGGUACCCGCACCACACUGCUACACACGCGCCCACCACAUAGGUACCCGCACCACACUGCUACACACGCGCCCACCACACACACACACACACACACACCUACACCCUACACACGCGCUCACCGCAUAGGCCGGGAACCGUACACUUUUGCAUUUGCAUUGCAUUAAAUUUCUAUUCAACUUUGACAGUUAUACGUCGUAUAAAUAGUAGGGUUGUCAGCGCUAGAAAUUAAAAACUACUAAUGAGGUAGCGUUUUCUUUUUGUUUAUCUGAAUAUUCAAUUGCACUAAUGGCCCCAACUAGUAAAUAAAAAAAUUAAAUUAAAAAAAAAAAAAAAAAAAAAAAAA